CUACACCUAUUUGAAACUAGAGGUUACUUAGAUGAUGGAGUGGAGAAUCUAUUAUAUGGAUAUGUUGCUUGUGCCAUUUGGGUUAGUCAUUAUCCUUGCAUAUCAUUUAUGGCUAUGGCAUAAGAGUCGGACACAACCCUUCACCACAAUCUUCGGAAGAGAUGCUCAUGGUCAGCGAUUUUGGGUUCCUGCCAUGAUGAAGGAUGAUGACAAGAAGAACAUCGUAGCAGUUCAAUCUCUUCGAAAUGUAAUAAUGGGGUCAACCCUUAUGGCCACAACAUCCAUUUUACUUUCUGCUGGCCUAGGAGCAAUCCUAAGCAACAUUUACAUUGUUAAAAAACCAAUCAACGACUCAAAUUUUCAUAGGGAAUUUUUGAUGGUGGCUUUGAAAUAUACUACCCUCCUUACCCUAUUAUCAUUCUCAUUUUUAUGUCACACUCUAUCUGUUACGUUUCUCAAUCAAGUGAACAUUCUUAUUUGUACUCCACAAGAUGUUCAGUCCAUGGUGACCCCUGAGUAUUUAACUCAACUUUUGGGGAAGGGUACAAUAUUGAACAUUGUGGGGAAUAGGCUUUUCUAUACAGCACUUUCCCUUCAACUUUGGAUCUUUGGGCCUUUGCUACCUUCAUUAUCUUCACUUGUAAUGGUGCUUAUACUAUACAAACUAGAUUUUGUGGCUGAGAACGGAACCAAAAAGGAAGAGGAUUAUUUGCAGAAUAAUAUUUGUAACUGA
Messenger RNA from Cajanus cajan (pigeon pea), 733 nucleotides. RefSeq lists its product as uncharacterized. NCBI's taxonomy places the organism in Eukaryota, Viridiplantae, Streptophyta, Magnoliopsida, Fabales, Fabaceae. The record is from RefSeq and is a predicted model, not a curated record.